This is a messenger RNA of Ziziphus jujuba (common jujube), 2105 nucleotides long. RefSeq names its product adenine nucleotide transporter BT1, chloroplastic/mitochondrial. The record is from RefSeq and is a predicted model, not a curated record. The coding region runs from base 644 to 1843 and encodes 399 amino acids. Gene Ontology annotation, biological process: transmembrane transport. NCBI's taxonomy places the organism in Eukaryota, Viridiplantae, Streptophyta, Magnoliopsida, Rosales, Rhamnaceae. The transcript is spliced from 3 exons.
CAGCAAAAUCACGGGACCGAAAAAAAGAAGGGAAAAUUGUUUGGAGGACAUCCAAACAGAGUCUUCAUCAGAGGCUUAGGAUUAUUUGGCGAGGCCAGUUUUUUGUCAUACUCCUCGCUCCGCUGAAACAAAAAACCUAACUUCUCAAACCCACCAAAGAGACCAUCAAAACCAACCAUAUAUAACGUAACACUUACACUCGCUGCCCGCCCAUACGCACACGGCGAAGAAAGAGAGAUUCACCUAACCACUUUCUCUCUCUUCCCACGCCUACUUUCCUUCCUCUUCAAGCUUACAGUCCCUCUCUCGUUUUCACCGCUUCCUCUGUCUGAUUCUUCAAUCCAAAACCCACUUUUAUUUUUCAUUACAUAUAUAUAUAUAUACAUUGUCACAAGCCCAUAUUGUUCUCGUCACUUUCUGCGGAAUCGUAUGCGUAUAUAUAUUCUUUUUGAGUUCUCUGUUAUUUCCCAAAUUCUAAAAAUGGUUUCUUUGGAUACCCAUUUGCCCAAAAAUCAAAUAUUCGUUUGUUGUUAGGCGCUGUGAAUUUGCCUAAUUUUAUGGAAGAAAUGGAUUUGGGUAUUCACUGAAACCUAGCCCAAAAAAAAUAAAUAAAUAAUAUCUUGUUUUUCCGAGAUUCUGAUUAAUGGGUAAGAAAGGAAUCCAACUGUUCGACGAUGGAAGAGAAGGGUUUUUCUCCGUUUGUAAUUUGGGGUCUCAAUGGAGUUUCCAGGACGGUUCUUACCGCCCCGGAGGCUUAUUUGCGAGCGUCGGUCAAGUGGGAAUGGGGUUCGGCGUUUCACCGAAUACUCCGAAUCCCCGAGACGACGAUGGUGGUGGCGGCGGCGGUGGUGGUGGCAUGAAACUUCCGUUCACCGACUUGUACGUUAAAUAUGUGGAUGGUGUUAGGAAUGGUGGGUUUAAGGAAGAGGAAGGAGUGGUAAAGAAGAAGAAGAAGAACGGUCUUAAAUUGAAAGUUAAGAUUUCGAAUCCUUCACUGAGGAGGUUGAUAAGUGGUGCGAUAGCUGGGGCGAUUUCCCGAACUGCUGUUGCCCCGUUGGAGACGAUAAGGACUCAUUUGAUGGUUGGGAGUAGUGGUCAUUCUACUACUGAGGUCUUCCAUGAUAUUAUGAAAACCGAUGGGUGGCAGGGAUUGUUUAGAGGAAAUUUUGUUAAUGUGAUUCGGGUUGCACCAAGCAAAGCGAUAGAGCUCUUUGCUUAUGAUACAGUUAACAAGCAGUUAUCAUCCAAACCUGGAGAGCAACAUAAACUCCCAAUUCCUGCCUCACUGAUUGCUGGUGCCUGUGCAGGAGUUAGCUCGACAUUGUGCACAUAUCCUCUUGAAUUACUCAAGACCCGACUAACCAUACAGAGAGGUGUUUAUGAUGGUCUUUUUGAUGCAUUCUUAAAAAUACUUAGAGAAGAGGGGCCAGCAGAACUCUACAGAGGUCUGGCCCCAAGUCUCAUUGGAGUAAUUCCAUAUGCCGCCACCAAUUACUUUGCUUACGACACGUUACGGAAAACCUACCGAAAAGUCUUUAAGCAAGAGAAGAUUGGUAACAUUGAGACCCUUCUAAUUGGAUCAGCAGCUGGUGCUAUUUCGAGUUCUGCAACUUUCCCACUUGAGGUAGCUCGCAAGCACAUGCAGGUUGGCGCUCUAAGUGGAAGGCAGGUGUACAGAGAUGUACUUCACGCACUUGCAAGCAUACUUGAACAAGAAGGUAUUCAGGGUUUAUAUAAGGGGCUGGGUCCUAGCUGCAUGAAAUUGGUCCCUGCUGCUGGAAUUUCAUUUAUGUGUUACGAGGCAUGCAAAAGAAUACUGGUAGAGAAUGAUGAAGAAGCAUAGGAAGUACUUCAGAAGAAAUAAAUGGAUGUUUGUAUUCUGCGUUUGCAGAACCAGGGAGAGGAGAACUGGGGAUAGUUUCUACGGGUUUUAUUUAUUUUUCUGCAAUUUUUUUACAACUGGAUUUUCUUACCUACUCAGUUCAGGGAGCCUUGUCGUUUUUAAGGUUAGAGCUGAUGUUACUGAGAGUUAUUUAUGACCUUGGUCUUUUUUUGUUAAAGAAUGAAGUCUGUUUUUAUCACAAUAGAAGAUUUUUUGGCUCGGA